Molecule: messenger RNA, 7302 nt
Organism: Oncorhynchus masou masou (cherry salmon)
Lineage: Eukaryota; Metazoa; Chordata; Actinopteri; Salmoniformes; Salmonidae
Product: voltage-dependent calcium channel subunit alpha-2/delta-2-like
Exons: 37
Coding region: 196-3591 (1131 amino acids)
Cellular component (GO): voltage-gated calcium channel complex
Molecular function (GO): voltage-gated calcium channel activity
Source: RefSeq, a predicted model, not a curated record
CUGAGACUAGUGCAGAGUGGGCGAGUGAGCGACUGCGGUAUCUUGGCAGGAGCAUCAAUCAUAGGCUCGUCCACAUUUGUUUACCGUCGAAAUCAGCAGGCGACCCGAAAUAAACUCGAAAGGCGAUUGAACAUUAACGUUUUGGGAUCUUAGUUCACAUUUUUCCAAACCCGUUUUCAAGAUUUUUAAUGGGAAAUGGCGAUAUGCACUCCGUCUUGCAGCAUUGUCUGCUUGGUAUCUUUCCAGAUUAUCUUGAUUUUCAAUGUACAGUGGCCUGGCGCCGAUGGUCUCACGUUCCCCCAGCAAUACACAAUAAUGCACUGGGCCAGGCGCAUUGAGCAGGAGAUCGACAGAGUCUUCCAGCACAUCAGCGGAGCCCAGCAGCUAAAAGGGAUCUACAAUGAGAAAAGAAGGCAGUUCAGCCUAGUAAAGAAUUCUCCUUAUGAGAUGGUGGAGAAGGUAGCUUCAGACAUCGAGAAGCUACUGGCCAAGAAACGCAAAGCACUUGAUAGGCUGGCCAGUGAGGCAGAACGUGUCCAGCGAGACCAUCCCUGGCACGACAGCGUCAAGGAGUGGAACAUGACGUAUUACGAUUCCAAGGCAGAGCUAGACUAUCAGUACUCCCUGCAAGAUGGUGAUGGGGAAACAGUGAGCCCUCCACUACAGGUGGAGUUUGUGUAUGACCCUAACUUCAAAAAUAAGGUCAACUACUCCUUCACGGCCGUUCAGAUCCCCACAGACAUCUACAAAGGAGCCCCAGUGAUUCUAAAUGAGCUGAACUGGACCCAGGCGCUGGAGAAGGUGUUUAUGGAGAACAGUCAAGAGGAUCCUUCACUACUCUGGCAGGCAUUUGGUAGCGCCACUGGGGUCACUCGCUACUACCCAGCCACACCGUGGAGGGCUCCUGAUAAGAUCGACCUUUAUGAUGUGAGGAGAAGGCCAUGGUACAUCCAAGGGGCUUCAUCCCCCAAAGACAUGAUCAUACUCGUUGAUGUGAGUGGUAGUGUGAGCGGCCUCACUUUGAAGCUGAUCAAGUCAUCAGUAAUGGAGAUGCUGGACACUCUGUCUGAUGACGACUAUGUCAACGUGGCCAGGUUUAAUGAAAAGGCAGAGGCAGUGGUCCCUUGCUUCAAACACCUGGUCCAGGCCAACGUUCGCAACAAGAAGAUCUUCAAAGAGGCUGUAAAGCUCAUGCAAGCGAAAGGCACCACAGACUACAAGUCUGGUUUCCACUUUGCCUUCAAUCAGCUACUAAACAAGACGAAUGUCCCGCGAGCUCACUGCAAUAAAAUAAUCAUGCUGUUCACUGAUGGAGGAGAGGAUCGAGCUCAGGACAUCUUUGAGCAGUACAAUUGGCCCAACAAAACGGUGCGGGUCUUUACAUUCUCUGUGGGGCAGCACAACUAUGAUGUCACACCCUUGCAAUGGAUUGCGUGUGCCAAUAAAGGUUUCUAUUUUGAGAUCCGCUCCAUCUGUGCCAUAAGGAUUAACACCCAGGAGUACCUGGAUGUGCUGGGCCGCCCCAUGGUCCUGGCAGGCAGCCGUGCCAAGCAGGUUCAGUGGACCAAUGUCUAUCAGGAUGCCUUGGGUCUGGGACUUGUUUUUACUGGGACCAUGCCUGUUUUUAAUCUCACCGUGGAUGGAAACUCACAGGUGCAGUCAUUUAGAACAGUUCGCGUUGACCUAAUCGACAAUCUUUCUUCAAUGAAUCACAAUUUUUUGAGUGUUUUUUUUCACUGGUUGUUUUCUCCACAGAAUCAGCUCAUAUUAGGUGUCAUGGGGGUGGACGUGCAUCUGGACGAAAUCAAAAAGCUGACGCCCCGAUACAACCUUGGAGCCAAUGGGUACAUAUACGCCAUCGACCCAAAUGGAUACCUUCUCCUGCAUCCAAACCUUCACCCAAAGCUGCUCGACCUACCAGAGCCUGUAACACUUGACUUCCUGGAUGCUGAAGUGGAGGACAGUUCCAAACAGGAAAUCCGCAAACAUAUGAUUGAUGGCAGAACGGGUGACAUGCAGAUUAAGACGCUUGUAAAAUCAAUUGAUGAGCGAUACAUAGAUGAGGGAGUUCGGAGUUACACCUGGACACCCAUCAAUGGUACAGACUACAGUCUGGGCCUGGUACUGCCGCCCUACGGUGAAUACUACAUCCAAGCAGACCUGAGUGAUGUGAUGCUGCAGCUCCAGUAUCUGCAAUCUUUGCUGCCCAGCUCCUUUGAAUCAGGGGGACACGUGUUCCUGGCUCCCAGGGAAUACUGCAAGCGUCUGCACAUCUCUGACAACAACACACAGUUCCUGGAGAACUUCCUAUCUCUCAUGGUGGAGAUCACACCAGAAUCUGAAGACUGUGAUCAAGGCCUCAUUCACAACCUGAUCUUGGAUUCUGGAAUCAUCUGGCAGCUAGCAUCUAGAGUGUGGAAGAACAAGGAUAUCCAAACGUAUGGUUUCCUGGCAUUAUUUGCAGCCACAGAUGGAGGUGUAACCCGGGUCUUCCCCAACUCGGCUGCUGAGUCGUGGGAUGAGGACCCUGAGCCCUUCAACUCUAACUACUACCGCCGCAGCCUUGACAACAAGGGCUAUAUGUUCAGAGCUCCACCCAGAGCCUCCAUGGAUGAUCCGGUGACCUCGGAGAACGGCACCAUCGGAAUCCUGGUCAGCACUGCCGUGGAAGUCAACCUGGGAGGCAAGAACCUGAAACCGGCAGUGGUGGGGGUGAAGCUAGACUUGGAAGCAUGGGUAGACAAGUUCAAGAUCUUGGCCAGCAACGUGUCUGACAGUCGUCAGGGCUCGCAAAAGUGUGGGCCAUCCAGAAGUUGUGAGAUGGACUGCGAAGUCAACACUGAUGACUUACUCUGCUAUCUGAUUGACGAUGGUGGCUUCCUGGUGAUGUCCAACCAGAGGGAUCACUGGAAAAAGGUGGGCCUUUUCUUUGGUGAUGUGGACCCCUAUCUUAUGCACGCGCUGUAUAACAACUCCAUCUAUGCCCGCCGGCAGUCUUUUCAGUACCAGUCAGCAUGUGAGCCAGUCAGCAGCAGCCACACAGGGGCAGCACCCAGGGGCAUCUUUGUGCCCUCCAUCGCAGACAUGCUCAGUCUGGCCUGGUGGACAUCGGCGGCAGCAUGGUCUGUAGUCCAGCAGCUGCUCUAUGGACUGGCCUACAACAGUUGGCUCUACUCAGGUGAUGUUCUGGCAGAUGGGUUUGACCAGAAGGAGAGCAGCUGUGUGACCAUCCAAAGCCAGUUCUACUUCACCAACACCACCAACUCAUACAAUGUGCUGCAGGACUGUGGGAACUGCUCCAGGUUAUUUCAUGCUAAGAGGAUAGAGAACACCAACCUGUUGUUUGUGGUGGCUGAGACACUGCCCUGUAGCUCCUGUGAGAUUGAGAGACUGACCCAGGUCAAAACGGAGUUCCAGGAGGAGGAUCCCUGUGAGGUGUUGAACUCUGCACGCUACCGGAGAGGCCCGACCGAAUGCUGGGACUACAACAUCUGGGAGAACACAUCGGAGUGUGGGAGAGGCCAUUCCCUACAAUCUUCAAUAGGAAUCCUUUUCUCUAUCCAGCUGAUCCUGACUCUUUUCUCUCUCUGACACCUGGACUAGACCAUUACCACAGUCAUCAUCCACUAUCUCCCAACAUCCAUUCUCUUACUCUUCCCUUUGUUCUUCAACAUCUCUAUCCACUUCUGGUCGGGGAUUGACCUCUGCCAAAACAGUUAUUUUUCUCAUAAUUCCAAUUUCCUCUUUCCUCUCCCUUUCUCUAGUGUGAUUUCCCUUAAUCUCUCUCUCUGCAUUGCCAUUGCAUGUCUCAUAUGACAGGCCACUUGAAAAGAAGAGAGUUUCUCUUAUUUUGAUGAUAGUAAAUUGCCCCAAGUGUGAGAUAUGGAACAUUUUUUUAAUCAUCCAUAUCCUUUUUAAAAAAUCACUUAAUUUGAAUGUGUGAUAAAGGGAUGUUAUGACAAAUAUUUUAUUGACUUAGAUGUUAGUUAGCAUCAAUGCUAAAUAUCUUCUAAAAGUGCUUCCAAAAGCCAAAUAAGAAGUGAUUGAGAGAUUUUAAAAAACAACAACAUUGUAACAAAAGUACAGUGGACCGUUGCUAUCAACUGAUACAGUACAUUUUGUUUUUGUGAAUUUUACAUGAACAUAUAGUAAAUAUAUAAAUAAACAAAUACGUAAAAUAUAUUCCAAAGAUGUAUUUUUGUUCAUAUAUAUAUAUAUAUAUAUAUAUAUAUAUAUAUAUAUAUAUGAACAAUACAUGUAUUGAAUUAGAUGUAUGAACAAACAUGCAUAGCCUAUAUGUCAAAUGUUAUACUCCAUUUAAGUUAUACUUCAUUUGGAUGGUUGAAGAUGACCUACUGAAGCUUUACCUUGCAUCUUGUGCAAUGAUUUGUCUAUGUGAUCUGAAAAGCUCAUGCAUUUGUGUAUGCUAACUUCUGGAGAAUGUAGCUUAUGUAUGGGCAGCUUUCAGUGUAAACAUUUGAUGAUGCCACUCUCCGAUUCCCUUUGUUGAUAUUCCCUUCUAGUCCAAGCAGAGCUUUAUAGCCCCUGGAAGCCUUUAUGAAGAAACACAUUUGGGUUAUAGAAAAAGGAGUAAUAUUUUUGACACACUUUUUUUGAUGAAAUAUUUGUAAAAUGUUUUUUCUUUCAUGUCAUGCCUGGUGUUCCACCCAGCAGUGCCUUGGUGCACUCCUAUUGGAUGAGCGGGACUUCAGAUCUCAGAUCUGGACAGUAGACACUUCUGCUCCAGCCCUGGAGAAAGGCACACUCGACUCUAUGGACAGUACUGACUGAAAGGACAGCCCUCAACGGAUUUUGUGGGCCAUGGGAAAUGUUAAGGAGGACUGUGUGAGGUGAAGGGAGAUAGGUGUAGUUUAGGAUUACAUUUCAGACUGCAAGGUAUUAGGGAUACAGCACAAUUGAAACAGCGCCCAGUUACAGUACUUUCCCUUGUAAUCUCCCCAUGGACACAGAGGCAUAGCCAUCGUUCAGCCUGCUCCAGUCUGUUUGUGAAAAGGUGCAGUCAACCAUGUGACCAAGAGCUGAUCAUGGAUACAGGACAGCCUAGAUAGCCUGCUUCCCCAGUGCUCAGUGUCAUCUCCCUCUAUCCUGUAGUUCAGUGGUGUACCACAGUAUCUCAUGCAAUUCUACACAUUUUGCCAUGAGGCUGAGAGAAGUUUGCAUUUUUAAAGCAAAUUUCCUGUUAUUCUAUACAUUUUGGCAUGAGGCUGAGAGAUAAUGUUGCAGUUUUACAGCAAAUUUCCUGUAAAUCUUUUUUUUUUUUACAUGGCUUAUGACAUGUUCAUAUCGUAUCUGGGGAGGGUGGGGGGACCAUGGAGAUCAUAUUAAAUUACUAGAGGGCGGUUAUGUCCUUAACCCUCGAAGUUCCAGAAUGGAGUGAAAAUAGCUGCCAUAUUGGUCAGGGAGAAAUCCAAACCAGUCUAAAUGGAAUGAAAGGCAUAAUCCUGAUUUUACUUAUGCAUGAAAUUAAAACAAAGGCAUGUGAUGUAUCAGAAAUUGUGUAAUAUAAUUAUUUUCAACCAAAACUAUGUUAUAUAAACAUAGAAACAGUUUAUAUGGGUUUUAUGCACCUUUUCUGUAUAAAUAGCCACAAACAUAUAUGUAACCAGACCAUAAAUGUCAACAUUUUUGCUUUCUUGGAAAUCUGAGAGUGCUAUUAUGUGAUACAAUAUAAGUACUUAUUGCAUUUACAACUUGUCAAAGUCAUAUCAUCUACUGAUUUCAGCCAGUGAAUGGCUGUGGAUUGACUACAUUGUUUGAAUGGAAUAUUGGCAGUAAAACUGUUUGGAUAGCUAGCUAACAAAUAUACAGUGCAGAUACAUUUUACAAAUUCAUUAUUUUACACAAUAUCUUAUCACAGCACUGGCAAACCAUAGUUGACCAACUCCCUAACCAAAAUGGCUGACCUUUAACCCAUUCUAGUAUUCUACUUCCUAAUUCUAUGGGGGCGACCUCCAACCCACGGGAAUUUCCAUACUCUCUGUAGGAAUACCAGAUAUCAGCUCACCUUUCCUACUGACCUCACUGUAUACAUGAGACAUCCAGGAAGUGACUUGCCAUCAGCCAAUCAGAUAUGACGAGUCACUCAAUUACAAUGACUGUUAGAAUACAGUAUUAGCAGUAGUACAGUUGAACUUUUUUUCUGCAAUUCUCACAGGCUCAUGUAGAGCCUUUGUUAAAUAGACGUAAGAACACUCAGUUUGGACCAUGUUUUUUAUUAUUAUUUAUAUAUUAUUCAAGACAGACUAGACAAAAACCUGAUUGUACAAAACAUAAAAAUAAUUGUCUCUUCAAGAAUGUGUUUACAAAAGUAAAUUAACAAACAAAAAUUGUAUACAUCGAAGCUGCACACCUCAACCCAGUACCCAUCGCAGACCAUGGGCAUUUUAAAGACGAGCAUUUUAUCUGGGCUUUUCAUGAUUGAUUUGGGGAAAUUAAAUAUUGAAAACAACUCUGUCCACAGUAUAGGAUAACUAUUGCUCUUUAUACAGUGUGCUAUUAACUCUGAAGUUAGUGUUUUAGUUUGGUACGUUUAAUUUUUGAUAUACUUAUUGCAUGAUUUUAUGGAACAUUUCCAGAUUGAUGUAUAAACUAGUAAUAAAAAGUAUUUGACAUUUCUUUACAGGUGAACGUGAGUAGCCUAAGCACUCUCCCACUCCGUGAGGAUUUCCCAAUGGGCGCCACCUUACACUUAACUCUGGUCCAGGGCGUCAUUCAGCUUUGAGAUCGCAGCCAAACAAUGUUCUGGACCAGAGUUACCUUACACUAUGAGUGUUGUGAGAAUCUGAUAGGCAUGUGGGGGUUUUGGUUGAUGACCUGUGAUUGACCUUUGAAUAUGCUUCAUAUUACCUGUUAUAAAUUAGGUAAUAGCAUUGAUUGUGAGAAUGAACUCAGUGGGCAGUUUGUUUAUUGCAAAAUUUAAAGAACGUUGAAUGUUUUUGAAAAAUAUGGGGGAUGGGCAUUUUAACUUCAGUUUAUUCAAAAAAGCCCGUAACAGCUUUCCUAUCGUUUUAUUUAUUAGGCUAUGAAAUAAUAUGAAUGUUUAAUGUCUUUCUGUACUUUUGGUUUGGUUUGCUGCUAUUGUUGUUGUUUGCUUGGGACAGCAUUUCCUCUCCUUGUGCGCAGUCGUCCAUGUCACCUCGUGUUUUGUACAGAUGACUCAAAGCAGUCAACGGAAGAAGGCCAACUUUGUACAACAUUUUGUCUGCUACAUGAAAAAAUAUUAUCUCUAAAUGUUUAUAUAUGAUAUUUGGUGAUUAAAUGCUAUUGAUAUUUUUCACUUCA